ACUUGCCGAGUAUAGAUAGACAAGCUAACCUGGCUCUUCUUUCUUUCUUUCUUGGUUAAGCCUUCACCUCUGCACACCAAUUCAAUUGAUCAAAACACCCAAGACUCACCUAGAAUCAUCUCAACCAUACAUUGACAACAAGGCUUGGACAGAUGUGCAUAGAUAAAGAUGAGCAAGAAAAUAUUCUUCUAGGGUUUCAAAUGCAGCCAUGUAUAUAAACACUACUGUUUUCACUCUUCAUGUUUUUAAGUUUUAGGUUUGCCGUUUCUCUUGCUUUUCUCACUCUCUAAAAUUGGCUGCAAAUUUUUGGUCGAAAAAAAGGUAACGUUCCGCUUGUACAGCUCCCGAUUCUUGAGAUCAUUUGCGGCCGUGUAUUUUUGCUUAAUGUUUUGCAGCUAGUUAGGAUUAUUCGUUUUGGUUAUGUACAUAUAUUAAGCUCUGAUCGAUCGAUCUCUGGAAUUCAAAGUGCUCACUGAUUUUUUGUUCUACUUGGUCUUCAAAAUUUUGACUCUGCUGCUCGAUCUUCUUGUUUUUCUGCUUGCUUAAGAGUUUGACUAGUUUAAUUUCGUUAAUAUUUUGUUACUAGUCAGAAAUCUCUGUCUCUCUGAUAAGAAUUUAGCAUAUAAUUUCUUUAUUCCAGUUUUACUUUGUUAAAUUUUGAGCUCAAUUGAACUGGUUCUGUUUAGGUUCUCUAGUAAUUGGUGGGUUCAGGGUUGAUAAACUUAUGUCAUUUUUUCAAGCGUAGUUUGGUUACAAGUUAGACCAUCUCCAAUGGGGAGGGCUAAAGGUCGUCCAAAAGCCAAACGAUGACCUGAUUUGCCAAAAAAUUCAUCUCAAACUGAUAGCUGGGCUAUAAUUAUAUGGAGCCUUCAAGAUCAUUAUUUGGCCAAAGCGGCAUCAUGCAGACCAAAUGUAGCCCUCCACUUAGCCACUUUUUUUGGGGCCAACUUCUCAAUUGCAAUAAUUGAUUCUAAUUCAAUGCUAGAUUUGAAAACAUCCGAUUAUGUGUUUUGUGCUGGUUGUUAAUGUUGAAUUUACUUUCUGCCUAACGUUGGUUUGGAAACUAGUUCAAUUUCUGUGUUUAUUUUUUCUCGUUAUGCUGCUGAUAGUGUUGUUUCCUUCCUUUUAUCUUAGAUCCCCAUCAUAAAUUGUUGAAAGCUCAUACAGAAUAUAAACUCUCUACUUUCACGAAUUCUCCAUUUUCAGAAACAUGCUAGCAUCAAUACAGAGUUAUACUUACGCUUACCAGCACCGGGCAUGUAAUGCUCUUCCAACAAUAUUAGCAUGACCAGAACGCUCAACAUAUUCAGCAAAACCAGCAACACCAGAACCAAUAGCGGCAAGGGGCAUUCAGUGCUACUUCCUUAACAAUGUCCCGGCCAGGGAGGGAUUACGAUGUUACCACUACCAGGAAGGAAAGAAUUUAGUGUAUAUAAAUAAACACGAGGGGUACGGGUUUUGCUCACCCAAAAAAAAAAAAAAAACGAGACAAAGCAAAUUCGUGCUUGAAAGUCGAAGCUAUGGCUUCAGUAGUUUGGCAAAGUUUGCAUAAGCAUCUUUUAGAUUCCGUCUUGGAGAGAUUGGAGUCGCCAAAGGAUUAUUUGCAUUUCAGCAUUGUUUGUAAGUGGUGGUAUUCUGUGGCAAAGGAUAACUACAAUCCGCGUGCUAAGGUGACAACUCCAGUGCUCUUGCUGAUUCAGACUGCAAAAAGAGGCACAUGGUCGUUGUGCGAUGUCAUGCAGAAUAAGGUCCUUGAUUUUCACGUACAGGUUCCAAACGUGCGAUUCUGCGGCUCUUCAAAGGGAUGGUUGAUAUAUGUGGACAAGGAUUCUGUAGUAACCCUGGUUAAUCCAUUCUUUAGGGUUAAAAGGACGAGAAAGAAAGAAAAUUCCAUCAUUCGCCUUCCUCCACUCAUCAGCGGUGUUCCACCAUUGAAGAAUUGGGAUUCGUCUAUCAGCUACUAUUUUGCCUACAAAGCCAUACUUUCAGCAGACCCUGUAUUAUGUGCAGACAAUUACAUUGUUGUGGUGAUAUGCGAGGUAUACUGUCAAUUGGCUUUUAUUAGACCCGGUAAAGACACAACAUGGACCUUUGUUGCUGAUAGUCGGCAUAUAAUUGAAGAUGUUGUUCCUGUUGAAGAUGAAUUUUACGGUGUUGAUCAAGGAAGACGCAAGCUUGUAGCUUUUGAUACUAGUGCUCAGUACAAAUGCAAUGUAAUAUUGGAUGUAGGCAACACGGAAGAAGUGCCAGCCAAGAGAUACCUUGUGGAUUUAAAUGAGAAAAGAUUUUUAAUGGUUGAAAGGUAUGGGAAUGUUAUAGAUGGGAGACGAAUGACUUAUCAGUUCAGAAUUUUUGAAAUGAAGUCUCACAAGUGUGAGUGGACUGAAAUAUACGACUUGGGUGAUGUUGCUCUCUUCGUUGGUGAUAACUCUUCGAUAGCUUUGGCGGCUUCGAAAUAUUCAGGAUGUCAACCCAACUGCAUAUACUUCUACCACGACAACAUUAGUCAAGGAGCCUUCCAACCCAUGAAAUCUCAUGAUUUUGGUGUGUACAACGUGAAGGAUCAAAGCUUUUCGCAACCUUACCCAGAAGAUAUUAUGACCCUUAUGCAGAUGACCAGUCGACCUCCAAUUUGGGUUGAGCGACCUUUUAAGCUCUAAAAGGCUUUACUUUUUUUCUCAUGUUUGCCAUAUCUUAACUCAUGUUGUAUGCUUUUGAUAAGCUCUAAUACCAUCCAAUGUCUCUCUUUAU
This is a messenger RNA of Pyrus x bretschneideri (Chinese white pear), 2751 nucleotides long. Its product is annotated as F-box protein SKIP23-like. The transcript is spliced from 2 exons. NCBI's taxonomy places the organism in Eukaryota, Viridiplantae, Streptophyta, Magnoliopsida, Rosales, Rosaceae. Gene Ontology annotation, molecular function: protein binding. Bases 1521 to 2660 code for a protein of 379 amino acids. The record is from RefSeq and is a predicted model, not a curated record.